Messenger RNA from Trichomonas vaginalis G3, 3303 nucleotides. RefSeq lists its product as uncharacterized. Gene Ontology annotation, molecular function: GTPase activator activity. The record is from RefSeq and is a predicted model, not a curated record. Lineage: Eukaryota; Parabasalia; Trichomonadida; Trichomonadidae. The coding region runs from base 1 to 3303 and encodes 1100 amino acids. The transcript has a single exon. Gene Ontology annotation, biological process: activation of GTPase activity.
AUGUCAGAAGAAGAGAAGUUUUAUUUUAUGUUGCCUGCACUUGUGAAGGAUGGAUUAGUCGAAGACGAUUCCAUCCAUUAUGCGAUGACAUCUUAUCCGCAAGAAAUCGCUUCACAAGCUGCAAUUACAAUUGUUACAGAUUAUACUAACAGAAAUAAUAAAUUAGACACAUCAACAAAGAAGCGUGUCAAGACAAUCAUGGAAUAUCUUGCAAUCGCUCUUUCUUUGCCUAUGAAACACACGAGAUUAAUGACUACAGCCCGAAACAAGUAUCGUGAAUGGCUUGAAAAUCCAUCAAUUUUCGGGGCUGUUCCUCGCCAGAACAAAUACCUUUGUCGAAUAAUCAAGCAGCUUUCUCUUCCUUUUGCUUUUAGAGAACCCGUAGCAGAUAACUUUAAAUCCUCUUUCAAUAAUUUAUUAAAUAAUAUUCUUAACGAUAUCAAGUUCUUCCACACCACAAGCGGAUCAUGGUUUACGAAGGAAACUUGGUAUACACUCUUGAAUGUUUCAAUCGGCAUCGCUGACGCUGUAUUGAACUACGACUUCGGCCAGUUCCUUCCCAAGAGCGAUAUCACAAAACUUCGUCAAAAAGCAGUCGAUAAUUAUUUCAGUAUCUUACAGUUGAGCGGCCUUAAGGACGAUGACGUUUGGAAGCGUUUCAACGAAUAUUGCAGAAAAUGGACAAAGCAUUUCGACUUCAUUCGCGUCUGGGGAAAGAGCGUAACAAAAUUAUUCGUCUAUUUCAACAUUCGCAUUUACAAACCGAAGCUUGAAACACAACAGGAACCCUUCCAAGAGGGUGUCUACAGCCCAGAAAAUCCAAUUUCCGAUGAAAUGGUCGGCUUCAUUUUCCAUCAUUUUGUUUACGCCGUUGACCACCAGAGACUCAUCGAAGAACCCGCGGAACUUCUCAAGGAAUUUGCAAUCAACAUGCUCGCAAUUACAGAAACCGCUCAGGCUCUUGGAGAUGUCACAUCCGAAUUUUUCAUCAAGAGAUUCCCAAUUAUUCCAUUCCUCAAGAUCUUCGGCGUCUAUCUUACAUUUUGCCCAAUUCUUUCCGACAACUACGAUGAGCCAGUUUCCUCAUUUGUCACUGCCAUCAUUUCAUUGCUCUCAAACUUCCAGAUCGACAACUACGACAACCCAUCCAUCAACCGCCUCAUCACCUACGUCCUUAAUCGUACAACUCCUGAGCACAUGCUUCCUUUGGCCGCAUUUUUGAACACAGGAUACAAACUUUACCGCCACAACAACAAGAUUCUUCCAUACGUCUCCAUCAAAACUCUCGACAUGAUCAUGCAGCUCAAUCCUGCCAAGGCUCAGAAGAUCGUAAACGAAGAUUUCUACUCUCCAUGUACAUCACUCUUCAUUUCAGCUACAGAAAUGAUGUCCAGGCAUCCGAACAUAUUCGAAAAAUACCAACCAGCAUUCCAGUUCCUCUGGAACAACACAAAUCGCAACGAAGUCCAGUUCCAGUUAUUAUGUUUCGGAUCUAACAUCGACGUUGACAUUACAGAGAAGAUUUUCCUGCAUUUCCAGGAAACAACGUUCAGACAAAUGACAUCGGAUGUCCAAAAGAUCGCAUUCAUAGCUGGUCUCAUUUAUUUACUUUCCGCCCGAUUAAGGUUUGAGCCACGAUCAACCUCAGAAGCCAUCUGUUCGAAGCGCCUUAUUCCACACAUCACGACAUGCAUUACGAAAACUGAUCCUUCCCACCUCGAUAACUUCGAUAUCCUCGCCUGCGCACUUUUACAGCUUUUCAUCACCGCUCUCGAGUGGGGUGUCAACAUCUUCACAGACAGAGAGAACUUGAAGUACCUUUACGAGUUCGUUGAUUUCGUCAAAGGAUCUCUCAAGGCUUACUCCAAGUAUAAGAAGCUCAAGAAGGAGUCCUCCGAUAACGAGAAGUCGGAGAGGUCCGAAAGAUCCGAUAAGAGCGAGAGAUCAGACAGUUCUAAGUUCUCUGGAUCAGAUCAAGAGAACAAACGCCUUAUUAAGGGCAACGGAAGAUGGGUUGAGCACUCAAAGUCAUUCAUCAGAGCUUGCUACGAAGAUAUCAUGGGAAGAAUCUCACUUCAUUAUCCAAACUCAGAAUUAUUCACUCGUAGAUCAAAUUCGGUCGGUGAAUUGAACGAAGAAUACAUCGCUAAGAAGCUCGGAUUGACAGACUACAAGAUUAACUACUUCGCAGUAAGACAUAAUACAUUAAUUUCAUUUGUUGAGAAAACAGAUGGAACAGGACCACUCUUCCUUUUGUCCCGCGGUACACACGGCCGCUGCGUCUUUUUGGUUGAAGAAAACUUAAGAAGAGGAAUCCAAGAUCCACAACUCGCUGACGUAGUAAAGAGAGCACCACUCAAUAAGGCUGAGAAACUCCAGAAUAGAGAGCCUAUUAUCAAUACGGUCGAUGAUCUCAAGCAGAGCCCAACAAUCAGCGACUUAGAGGCAGAUGAUGAGAGAAUCAGAUCAGUUUACGCAAAGUCUUUCGACGAAUGGCUUGAUAUCUCAGGUUUGAGCUACGUACCAGACUUCAACCAGCACCAGCCUUACCAGAGACCAAGAGUGGCAGAUUUCAUCUCAAAGAUGGGACUUUUGACACAACCGUCAGUUUACGAUGUAACCUACUUUACAUCCGAUGAAACUGUCAGAAAUUCAAUUGAAAAACUCGACCAAGUUGAGUUCACCACUGUUGAACCAGUCUUGAUCAAGCACGUCCUUCCAUGCGAUAAGAGCAUCGAGGAUACCAACGUCUGCAAGAGAAUGACACCUCUUAUGUCCCAAUUCUUGGAGCAAGUUGGCGAACCAAUGCAGUUGUCUCCAGAAUGCUGCUCAGCAAACGACAUCUUCAUUCUCAAUACACCAGUUCCAGCCGUUCCGAUGACUCGUGGACAUAUUAUUUUCAUGUCCAGCGCAAUGGUCAACUCGGACAUCACAGCUAAGAAGAUCAACCAGACAGAAACACUCGUUACUAUCAUCUUCAACGAAACUGACUUCGAUUUGAAGAUUGAACUCGAAAAAUCUCCGAAAUCUUUACUCUUGGUCAUCAGACCAAAAGGCAAAGGUCUCUACCACGUCACACAGUUGCAGGUUCCACUGGAAAUGUACUCUCCAUUCUGCGAGGAACAGUGCAUUUCUGCAAAGACAUUAGCAUUCAACAUCUCUGUCUGCAUCGAGCAGUUUGUCCCGAUCAAGGAGAACCUCUUCCCCAACACAGUUCACCAACGCAACAAAAUCCUCAAGGAACUCGAGGAAAAGUGCGGAAAGAAGGUCGAUCCAGCUCUUGUCGCGAAUACCUUCCAUUAA